Molecule: messenger RNA, 1955 nt
Organism: Pseudo-nitzschia multistriata
Lineage: Eukaryota; Bacillariophyta; Bacillariophyceae; Bacillariales; Bacillariaceae
Source: the annotation of a GenBank genome assembly
CAUUUUGCAUCCCAGCUGCGUAAGACAAACCAAGAGCCAUGUCUGACAAAAUAUUCUUUCCCGAUAUCAGCAAGGUUGAAUACAAGGGACCGGAUUCCAAAGAUCCACUUAGCUUCCGCUAUUACAAUCCUGAUGAAGUGAUCUUAGGAAAACCCAUGAAGGUAAGAUUCGUUCCAUAUUUGGUUGCGACAGUGGCAAAGAGAACAUCGUUAGCGGGCAUCAUGGUGUUUCUUUUAUACGAUAUUGAACAUUGAAACUUCAUGUGACAUUCACCUCUGAUCUAUGUCUCGAAUCUUGUUUAGGAAUGGCUGAGAUUUAGCGUGUGCUUUUGGCAUACCUUUGUGGGUGGAGGUGGCGCCGAUCCCUUUGGAGCACCGACUUACAUUCGUGAUUGGGAAGGUGAUUUAGAGGGGAUCGCACUUGCAAAAAGACGAAUUGAUGUAGCAUUCGAAUUUUUCACUAAGCUUGGAGUUGAGUUUUAUUGCUUCCAUGAUUUUGAUGUAGCUCCCGAAGGAAACACCCUCGAAGAAUCGAUGGCUAAUUUGGAUAUCAUCACCGACUAUCUGUUGGAAAAGCAGGAGGAAACGGGUGUCAAGCUCUUGUGGGCUACCCAAAAUCUGUUUAGCAACCCCCGAUACAUGAACGGAGGGAUGACAAAUCCCGACUUGCAUGUCUUUUGUUACGCGGCCGCGCAGAUCCAAAAAGUUAUGGACAUCAACCACAAACUCGGAGGUACCAAUCACGUCUUUUGGGGUGGUCGAGAAGGAUAUGUGAGUGAUCAACUCUAUGGUUGAUUUAAUCCAUGGACGCAGGUGUAUUAUGUCUGUAACGGCAAAGCAACCUUUCUCAUUACCUUUGUUUCCGAAUCACUGCAACAGCAAUCUCUCCUCAACACCGACUUUAAAACGGAAUGUGAUAAUAUGGCAGCAAUGUACAAAAUGGCCGUGGACUACAAAAAACGAAAGGGAUAUUCGAGUCAGUUCUUAAUCGAACCUAAGCCAAGGGAGCCUACCAAACAUCAAUACGAUUACGAUGCCCAGACUACUCUGGCAUUUUUGCAUGAGUAUGACCUGAUUGACCAUUUUCAGCUAAACAUCGAACCCAACCAUACUACAUUGGCAGGGCACGAGGCGGUUCAUGACAUUUACGUGGCAUCGUUGUAUGGUAAACUAGGAUCAAUUGAUUCAAAUACKGGAGAUACCCUUCUUGGUUGGGAUACUGACAAUUUCCCGAUGGACCUUGCCCAAACUACUGCUGUCAUGGCUGUCCUCCUAGAGCAGGACGGCUUCGUCACUGGCGGCCUCAACUUUGAUUGCAAGGUUCGCCGCGARUCUGUGGAACCUAUCGAUUUAUUUUUGGGUCACAUUGGAGCUAUGGAUACGUACGCUCAGGGGUUGCGCAAGGCAGCAGAGAUGAAACAAGAUGGUGUCCUGAAAUCAAUGGUCGCAGAGCGAUACCUUAGUUGGCAGACAGACCCACUUGCUAGCAAGAUAAAAAAGGGGGAGGCGACCUUGGAAGAAUGUGUUGAAUAUGCCAAGGCAAACGGUGAACCAAAAAAGACUUCUGGAAAACAGGAGCUUUUUGAAAUGGUUCGCAACCGACAGCUGUACAAAUAAGUCAUGUUCGUUGAAACACGGUCUUUCUGUCAUUUGACGCACCAAUAGCUCGAAGGAGACUUAUGAUUGAGAGAGCAAACCUUCGCAGAUUAUUUUCAGAAAUAAUUUGUCCUUGAAUGGUUCAAAUGGUGGUUACCUUCGACGAAACUCUCGAAGAUGACGUUUCAAUGAUUUUUCCAAUCAAAGAUUUGCUCUCGCUCGUAGUCGUCUACUUCAAUACCACUACGCAGUGACACUUUUCUGUAAAAAGAAGUUUUGGUAGAACUCUUCUUCCCACUCGACCCUUUUCGAUCCCAUCGAUACUAGCCACGUAAAGUAGAGACAGGAAAAAUUUAUAAU